This is a messenger RNA of Pimephales promelas (fathead minnow), 1619 nucleotides long. Lineage: Eukaryota; Metazoa; Chordata; Actinopteri; Cypriniformes; Leuciscidae. The record is from RefSeq and is a predicted model, not a curated record.
UGAACCUACAUUCUUGCCAGGGUCUUUGUGAGACAUGCAUUGGCUCUGUUUUUUCUCUUUCUGCUUCACUUUUUUAGAGUGGUCCCAGCCUGACCACAUAGUUAAAUAAUCCUGCAAGGAAUUCACACAGAAAAACAACCCUUGAUCCCGUUUGUUGAAUACAGUGAAGGGGGAGAUUCACGGAGAGUUCUGCACAAGACCUUGAGGAAUCAUUGGCAGAAUGCAUCUCUCCUCAAAUACACCCUUUAAACAUGAAGACCUAAAGAUGAAAUUGGUUGCAUUUGUAGGGUGCCUCGUGCUUGUUUUUGCAGAUGAAAAAGAGACGAUACAUCCCAGAGAACCUGGUUGGACUGGUUCGCUUUUAGUGGUGCCCAUGGACGGAAGUCACUGGACUGGAGUGAAAGCCGUAGCGGAGGAGAUGGGUCGCAGGGGUCACAAAGUGAUGGUGGUCAUUCCUGAGGUCAGUAUACUGCUAGGACCUGGUAAACACUACGCUACUAGAACGUUUCCGGUUCCAUAUGGACAGCAACAACUGGAUGAACUCAAAGCUCGAAAUGCUGAGGUGUUGGAUAAUAAGCAGCAGCCUCUGUUGGAGAAGAUCAGCACCAGAAUCAGUAACAUUAGGAAAUUUGUGGACUUCCAAAGGGCCACAGCUGAGAGUCUCCUCCUAAACCAGGAGCUUGUGGAUUUCCUGGGGACGCAAAAUUUUGAUGCGGUACUCACCAGCCCAGCUGUGCCAACUGGUGCCAUCCUGGCUUAUAACCUCUCCUUGCCUGCUGUCUAUAUGUUGCGAGGCUUACCCUGCGGACUAGAUUCGAUGGCCACGGCCUGCCCAAACCCUCCCUCUUACAUCCCACGGUUCUUUACACGCUAUUCGGACCGUAUGUCUUUUCGUCAACGUGUGCUGAACGUUAUAGUGAGCAUCUUGGAGCCUUUGCUCUGCAGGCUGAUAUAUUGGUCUACUGAGGAUGUAGCCUCCCGUUUCCUGCAGAGAGAUGUAAGUGUGGUGGAGAUCCUGCAAAGUGGAGCUCUAUGGCUGCUACGGUAUGAUUUCAACCUGGAGUUUCCUAAACCCUUGAUGCCAAACAUGGUUCUGAUCGGCGGGAUUAACUGUGCCAUGAAAAGGCCUUUGAUUAAGCGCUGGACCAGAAUCCGACUGGGAAGAGCACUUGGACUGGGAAGCUGUUAGUAUUACCAAUGGAUGGAAGUCACUGGACAGGAGUGAAAGCUGUGGCAGAAGAGAUGGGAUCCAGAGGUCACACAGUGAUUGUGGUGAUUCCAGUGAUCAGUAUGCGUUUGGGUCCAGGCGAACACUACAUCACAAAGACUUUUCCAGUCCCUUAUGAGCUUGAGUUGUUCGACGAGAUAUUGACCAAGCAAGUUUGUGAAUUGACAACCUCAGGAAAACUGAUGAGUCUGACUUCAACAGUGUUUGACCGACAUACAGUUCGUUUCGUUCAGCGUCACGUUUCGGGGCGUGGAAAUGUCCCCCACAACAACAGACCGGUAUGCAACUAGUCAGUCAGCAGUCACCGGAGGCGUUCACAACGCUCCGCGUUAUUAAAUUCACCCACGAACUCGCGCUCGUGUCCAUCUUAUGUCCGCUUUGUCACACGGCC